Molecule: messenger RNA, 763 nt
Organism: Tupaia belangeri chinensis (Chinese tree shrew)
Lineage: Eukaryota; Metazoa; Chordata; Mammalia; Scandentia; Tupaiidae
Product: protein FAM162A-like
Exons: 2
Coding region: 16-687 (223 amino acids)
Biological process (GO): positive regulation of release of cytochrome c from mitochondria; neuron apoptotic process; cellular response to hypoxia
Cellular component (GO): mitochondrion
Source: RefSeq, a predicted model, not a curated record
ACCUCAGUUCACAAAAUGCUCUAUUCUGCCUGCAGGUCUUGUCUGUGGCACUGUUUGCUUGGUCACUGGAAUCGGCUCUUCUUAGAAAUGUGUUUAAUCUGCUACCUGCUCUGCCCUCCGGCCCUGGCUGUGUCCUUCACACUAGGGUUCUCGGUGACACUGAGGGCACCAGCGCUACCGCCCUUCUGUCGAGGUGUCGUGUUGGGCAGCGUGGUAGGCGGCCUCGGGGAGCCCCAGCAGCGAGCACCUGGCACCGGGAGUUGUUUUAGGCUAUGUGCAAGAGAUGCUUCCUUAUCUCUAAGGCUUACCAGAAACUCGAACUUGAAGACAGGGAGUGGACUUUGCACUAAACCACAGGAAAACUCAAAAGCGCCCUCCCACACUUACAGCCACAGAGUUCCACCACACAAACCUACAGAUUGGGCGAAGAUUUCAAUUUGGUCAGGUCGUUUCCAAAAGGAAGAUGAGGGAAACAGCAACUCUCACAUUGAGAUGCUUGAUGCUGCCAAGAACAAACUCCAGGUGAAGGUCACCCAUGUAAUGACUGCCCUAACGGUGGCAAGUCGCAUUUUCAUGAUUAUUAAGGGUAAGAAGGUGGCUGGAAGAAAUAAGUCUUUAACAAGCUUGAACUUGGAAAAGAAUGCUUGUCUGAGAGAGGAAGCAGCUAUGAAGGCCAAAACUAAGUAGCAGAGGUAUCCAUGUUGGCUAGAUUUUGAAAAUCCAGAAAUGAUGUUGCAGCAAAAGUCUGUAUUAAAAAGUAAUG